Messenger RNA from Aphanomyces invadans, 2066 nucleotides. Its product is annotated as serine/threonine protein kinase, variant 2. Bases 16 to 1368 code for a protein of 450 amino acids. Gene Ontology annotation, molecular function: MAP kinase kinase activity; ATP binding. The record is from RefSeq and is a predicted model, not a curated record. NCBI's taxonomy places the organism in Eukaryota, Oomycota, Saprolegniomycetes, Saprolegniales, Verrucalvaceae. The transcript has 4 exons. Gene Ontology annotation, biological process: protein phosphorylation; MAPK cascade.
CAAACUUUGAGCGCGAUGGAUGCCGUGCUUCCAGUGGCCCCGUCGCUUCGAACCGAUGCCGCCCUCGACCUAAAAACACCCUCCACAUCGGUCACUGCAGUUGAGAACCGUCCGUCGACGUUGCCAGGGCCACUCGUUUCUCCACCUGCAGUACCGACGUCCAUGUCGAUGACAAGUCCUCAUCGCCCCAGACCACUCAAGCUCAUCAUCCAGUUGUCGUCGAAGGACGUGGAUGCAGGCGCCAAAGAUGAAGUGGUAUUGAAACCAACGCCACCGAAUGGAGCGUUUGCGAACCUCAAGAAGGAGAACCGAGGAAAGAAAUCCUCGUCCAACACGCCCGAGACGAUUUUGGAAGCUGUGCGCGGCGAUGGGCCAGCCGACCUGGCGAAUGAAGUCGGCCGCCUCAAGAAAUUGGGCAAAGGUGCAGGUGGAACGGUCUACUUGGGUUGCUUUGUGCCCACUCUCAAACUCAUCGCGAUCAAAGAAGUGCAGCUCUUCCACGAAGAAGAUUUUGCCAUGGUGACCCACGAGCUGCACGCGCUGCACGACAACCUGGUGCCGCUCGAGGACGAAGCGACGCAUAAAUCGCUGCAGUAUCUCGGUAAACUCUUCCACCGAAAGCUUCACAUUGGGAAUGUCCACGCGUGUCGGGAUAUGGUGGCGUUCUACGGAGCGUACGCCACGCCAGAAAAGUCCAGUGUGUCCAUCGCGAUGGAGUACAUGAACGCCGGCACGCUGCAGGAUUUCGUUGAUGCCAAGAAGGUCGUCCCGGAGACCGUGCUCCGGCAAAUCGCGCAUUGUACGAUGAAAGCGCUGCACCACAUGCAACUCUACCACAUGCUUCAUCGAGACAUCAAGCCGGCCAACAUCUUGAUGAACACCCGCGGCGACUUCAAGAUUGCCGACUUUGGGCUCGCCGCGACACUGAGCAAGUCCAAGUCAUACUUUUCCGAGUUCCAGGGCACCCUCAUGUACAUGUCGCCCGAGCGCAUUACAGGUCAAAACUACUCGUACCCGAGCGACAUUUGGGCCGUUGGCAUUGUCCUGCUCACGUUGGCCAUGGGGGCGUACCCGUUUGAAAAGCAGGACGGGUUCUUUGGCCUGGAAGAUUCGAUCGUGAAUGAAACCAUGCCAACCCUCCCGUCUCCAGCGUUUUCAACCCAGUGCAACGACUUUGUCCAUGCCCUGCUCGCGAAGGACCCUGCAGGACGCUUGUCGGCAUUUCAAGCGUUGGAACAUCCGUUCUUGGCGGGUUACGAGCCCAACAACGUUGACUUUGCCAAGGCGUGGGCGACGCUGCACUCGCCACGCAACAUGUCCGCCGAUGAAAUCCAGGCAAUCGUAAGGCACCGUCGGCGUGAUGGAUGAGACGCUCAUGCGCCGGAUCUCCAGGUGGCGGCGAUCUUGGAACAGGAACGGGCAGCCGAAGUGGACGAGUUUGACUUUCAUUCGUACCACAUUCUUCACCACGCCCGCGACACGUCGACGUACCAAAUGAGCUUCAAGUAGGAUCGAAGGGCGUGCUCUGGCUUUGUCGAUUGAGACGGACUUGUAGGCACCUAUCGAAUCUCGCCGAGGCAUGCGGCACCACCACCGACGAACUGCUCAAGUAUUUUCACCAGUUGGAGACCACCUCGCCGCCAUCCCCAACGACGUGAACUAGCCAACCCGACAGAGCAUUCCGUGAAUUCACAUAAAUACAAUGUUGAUGAGCUCGGUCGACAGGCUUCCAACGACCGGGUGUACGAGGGGGAGCGUCAAGACGUCUUGUGGUAUUGAUCGUAUCGAGCAGCUUUCUCCCGCUUUGCUGCUAAAUCAUCCUGUAGCCCUUGCAGCUGGUCCCGCAACGUGGUGUACACCGUUCGGGUCACGCUCUUGGCCUCCAAUUCGACCAAUUCCUUGUUGACUUGAUCCAAUUUGGUCCUCUCUUGGGCUUCGGCAAUCUGAACUGUUGCGUGGAGAUUUGGUUCAUCCCGCACUGGCACGUGGAACCGUCGCUUACACCCCGUGCUGCCGAACGCCCCCUGAUGUUUGCACUUAGUCGAUGACAACGACUCGUUUGUCGC